UAGGUAUCACAUUGCGACCGGAAGUCAGGACAACAGCAUCAAGAUGUGGGACUUGCGAAGAAGGCAGGAAAUCUAUGCGAUUCCAGCGCACACGAACCUAGUGUCGAAAGUUAAAUUCCAUCCUGGUCAUGGUCAAUAUUUGAUAUCGUCUUCGUACGACAAUACUGCGAAGGUUUGGUCUCAUCCCUUGUGGCAACCCUUAAAAACUCUUUCGGGCCAUGACAACAAAGUCAUGGGUGUUGACAUUGCACCCAACGACCAAUACGUCGUCACUUGUUCCUUCGACAGGACGUACAAAUUAUGGGGGAUCGACGACGCGUUUUGAUUCACUUGAUGAGAUUCUGUUCUUUUAUAAAAGGUUUACAAAUGCAGUUUCCCCAUGUCAUGUUUA
Notodromas monacha is the source of this 391-nucleotide messenger RNA. The record is from the annotation of a GenBank genome assembly. Lineage: Eukaryota; Metazoa; Arthropoda; Ostracoda; Podocopida; Cyprididae.